GGGGGGGUGGCCCGGGCGAGGGUAUGUGAUUCGGGAUUCUAGGGAUGAGCUGGGUCUCGCUUCCUCUCGCGUUAUUCUGGCACAGUGCGUCGCCGACGCCGCACAUACCGGGCCACCACUAUCACACGCAAAUCGUACGCGAGUACACCGACACGCGUUCCGGUAACGAGCACAUCCCUAUACUGAAAAUUCUUCUAAUUUCAAAAUUUGUUUUUUUUCAUCAUAUCUAAAAUUUUUCGAACGUCAGGGAUAGUGCUGUUCUAGAAUUGUGAUUCGAUUUUUGUUUUAAUUUAUUGUGAUUAUUAAGAUAGAUACUUUUCAGUGAAUGAGAUUAUUCGCGUAAUUAAUUAAUCAGCUUAUCUAGUGAUUGCGGACGAUGAUAAAUAACAUUACGAAUGCUGAAUUUUGAUACGAGUUUUAAAAUGAAGAUGUCUGCAGCGGACAGCCAGGAGUCUGGCAGCCCACCGCCGAGUCCGACUGACUCCGCCACAUCUGAAUCUGCACCCACCCUAGUCCACAUCAAGCAGGAGACCAUGCCGCCUGGGACAGACGUCAAGGAGUACUACGGCUCGAUAGACUUCAGUCUCUCCGACACAUAUCUAUCUUCGAACUUCCCCGACUAUGGGCGAGGGUACCUGCCAAGGCCUUUGGAUCCAAACCAAAAAUUCUCUGAUUCAAAAAGUCCGAAAGAUGAAAUAGACGAUGGGACAAAAGAUGAUGAUCCUGGGGAAAGAGAUUUUAAUUUACCCACUGAGUUGCUUUAUAAGAAUGGUGGAAUAUUUGCGAGACUGAAUAUUGCUAAUGAAACUCAGUAUGGACCGUACCUCGGGCUGUUGGAGUUGCAGCCCAAAGACAGGCGAUAUGCUUUGGAGGUUCGUGACAAGAAUGGUGUGAGUGGAUGGCUCGAUGCCACCACAGAGAAGAGCAACUGGCUGAAGCUGGUGCGCUCCACCAACUACCCUCAGGAGGUCAACGUGCAGCAUCUGUUGUUGGGAGGCCAAGUAUGGUUCAAGGUUGUCCGCGAGAUUUCUGCAGGACAGGAGCUGUUGCUCGGUCCCCGCACGCCGCUGCCUCUGGGGGACCUCUUCUCUUCACUAUUAGAUCCUAAGCGUCGCCGCCUGUUAGCGAGUUCAUCUGCUGAGAAAACUCAAGCUGAGGAAGAAGACCAAGAAGACGCAGAACCCCGCUGCAACUUCUGCGAUAUACCCUUCCCUAAUAUCGACAUUCUCGAUCGCCACUUGAUAACGGAGCACGCGCAGCCCCCAGCAGCAUUUCACUGUGAACUGUGUAACAGAGCUUACAGCACCCGCGCCUUGCUCCUGCGCCAUCGUGCUCUUGCGCACACCGACAUCAGAAAGUACCCCUGCGAGAACUGUCCUAAGGUAUUUACCGAUCCUUCCAACCUCCAGCGCCACAUUCGCGCGCAGCACGUGGGCGCCCGCAGCCACGCCUGCCCUGAGUGCGGCAAGACCUUCGCCACCUCGUCCGGACUCAAGCAGCACACACACAUACACUCCAGCGUCAAGCCGUUCCAGUGCAAGGUGUGCUUUAAGGCAUACACCCAGUUUUCCAACCUCUGUCGUCACAAGCGAAUGCACGUUGCCUGUAGAGCUCUGGUUGAAUGCCAGAAAUGCGGACAGUCCUUCACUUCCUACGCAUCUCUUACUAAGCACAAGAGGUUCUGCGACACCGCUGCCGCUGCAUCAGUCAAUCUGCGAGGUCAAAUGCCUCAAGGCUUACCACAAAUAUCGUCCUUACCAAACGUCGGAAUGAAUACUCCAAACAACACCAAUCCAUUCCCUAUGUACAGGGGACCCACUUUGCCCUUACCGUAUAACACAUUCGCUCACUACCCGGCUCUGUUCUCAGCCGCGGCUGCUGCUUGCCCACCAGAGUUCCUUAGUCCGCUUCUGUUUAAUGUGCAAGGAGCACGACUAGCUAUGGAAGAUAUGGCUAUGUCCAACGCUAACUUAGUAUCAAAACAACAAGAAGGUCGCUUAUCUGUAAAGAGCAUGGAUAGCUCCAAUUCUAUGGAAGACAACAAAAAGCCCAAAAAUCUGGACUAUGAAACUAAGAGAGACAGCUACAGCUCAGACCGAGCCACACCAAACAAACUACCGAGUUUAUACGCGAAACAAUCACCACCAUCAGCUGAAGAAGCGACAUCUCAACAGCGACCAUCACCUGUUAUGCCAAUGCCAACACCAAUUGUUCCAUUCAACUUUUCAAGAGAUGAGAUGAAACAAAAGAGUCCUUUCAACUUCUCCCUCAAGCUCAACAACAAUGAUAUCCAAGGUUUGAAGUCUGAAUCACCUUUGCCUAAAGAUUUAUCUAAGAACGUUGUAGAAGACGACAAAACUUCAGAGUAUUCAGAUGUUGAGGAAGAUAUCAAGAAAGAUGAUGGCGACCAGCCAUUGGAUUUAUCAGUAACAAGAAAACAAAGUGAUAAGGAUUCUGAAGUAGACAAUGAUGACCGUUCCUUUCGCAAUUCAGUCAAGUCUUAUUCGCCACCUGAAAGCCCAGCAGAACGUAGCAAAACUCCUGAAAAUGACACAACCGACGUUGAUGUGGAAUGCGUAGAACCUAAAAGAGAAGAUUCUCCUCCUCAACUGGUAUCACCACCACUUGCGUUCCCAAUGCCCGUCCACCCGCAGCACAGCAGCUUACUCGAUGCUAUGUACCGGCCUCGAUUUCCGUCUUUCCAUUCAUCAGAAUCAAUUCUAAACUCGUCACACUCGCCUUAUGUACCGAGUCCGUUCAAUUUUUUAUCCCCACUUCUCGGUACUGAUGGGCCAGACAGGCAACCUAGCGCAUAUGCUAAGUUUCAAGAAUUGAGCGCUGGAUCUGGAAAGCUGCGCGAUCGCUACGCAUGCAAGUUCUGCGGGAAAGUGUUCCCUCGCAGUGCCAACCUCACACGACAUCUGCGUACUCACACAGGGGAGCAACCUUACAAGUGCAAGUAUUGCGAACGUUCUUUCUCAAUUUCAUCGAACCUUCAACGUCACGUAAGGAAUAUUCACAACAAGGAGAGGCCGUUUCGGUGCCCCUUGUGCGAGAGGUGUUUCGGACAGCAGACAAAUCUCGAUCGUCACUUGAAGAAGCACGAAGCUGAAGGUGGCGAUUCCCCAAGUUCGGCGGACACUGAGAGGGAGGAUGCGUAUUUUGAUGAUAUCAGGUCAUUUAUGGGUAAGGUGACAUGUUCCCCGGGCACGCGCUCCCCGGCCGCCACGCCCCCGCACGGCGCGCACGCGCGGCCGUCGCUGGCUAUCUCCACAUAGCCGCCGGCCUGCCCGCCGCCGGCGUACGCGCUGCCGCCGCCGCCGCCGCCUUUGUGGUCGCAGCCCUUCCACUAACGAAUAGUGCUGAGAUGAACGACGCUAACGGUCGAAGGAUGAAUGCAACUGUUAAAGUGAACUGAACAUUGUUGUUGGAUCGUUGUAAAUAAGUUGGGUGGUUCAAUUUCAGUAGGAAACUCGUAACAGUAAUGCGGGUGUAUAUUACGUACCUUUAGUGAGUCUCUCUAACUGUAGAGACGAAUAUAGAACUUAAAAGAUAUGGUUAAAUGCAAAUUUACAUAGUGAAAUCUACAUUCAUUUGAAAACAAAUUAUUUUUUGUGUGCUUUGGCUUACCUACUUUAAGAUACGCUUUAGUACUUAACUAUAGUCCGAUAUUGGCAUGUAACAAAAUACGAUCUAGGUAAUGAAAGAUCGUAUUUUAAAGUAAGAAAACGACUCUAGGUCUUUUUAACAACAAAGGCACGGAGUCACGGUAUACAACAGAUUUCUCCUUGUUGAUUGUAAAAUAUUUAAUUAAAGAUAUACAUUAUGCUAAGCGACAUGACAAAUCACUUAAGUGUAGUAUAGAUAUUAUAAUGUAAUAAAUGUAAUUUAAGUAUAAGUGUAGUUUUGUUAAGAAAAAAUCGUUUUAAUGAUAACUUAAAUAUUUGUUCCUAGUUUAUGUAUUGUGAUUUAAGAUUGACUUAAAACGUAUUUUCUUUAUAUCUUGUACAUAAACGUGUUUGUCUGUUAUCGUGUAAAGUAGGUAAAAGUUAAAGUUAGUUAUGAAUGGAUGUUUAAAAAAUAUCAAAAACUGCGCUCUAUUUCAGAGCGCUAAUAAAAUUUAUCAUUUAUUUUAUUGUAUUUUUUAAACAAAUUAACUAUAUAGCUAUAAAAUAUAAAGAAUAUUGUAUGGAUAUGUCAUUAUAUUUUGUAAAUUUAUCAAAUUGGAUAAAGUUAUCGGGGUUUCUCGUUUAGUCAAAGAACUACCAAAGUUUUUCUUUAAUCAAAAUUAUUCGAAAUUAUACUUAAAAGAAAAAAUAAACUUAAUACGCAUGAAAUUUAGUGUUUGGCAUUGUGAAUAAAAUCGUUACUUUAUUACGUCUUUAGACAUCAAUUAAAAUAUUUUGUUAUAUUUGUUAUUUACACGUUUGUUGUACAUAGGAGUUCGCGAUACACAUUAUGCAUAUCAUGCGUUUUAUAUUAAAUCGAAGCUCAAAGAUUUUAGCGAUUUUUAUUACAGUACUAUUAAGUAUCGGAUGAAAAGUUAAAUGUAUCUUUAGAAAAAGUAAUAUAUAAGAACCUUCGUAAGAUAAUUUUACAAAGUAAUUUCGGUCACAUUGCUAUUCUACGAUUUAAGUGUAGGGAAAUUAGAGCCGCCAUUUUGUCGUUCCAAAUGUCACAAAUAGUUCAACAAAAAGGUUUUAAUCAUGUCUUGUCACAACCUCCUUGCAUGUACUUUCACGUAUAUGAUGCAGUACGUUCACAGAUUUAAUAAUUAAAAUCGUUGCUUUUCAAGACCGUGUAAUAUAAUUAAAGCAAUUCUUGUAAAGUUAGAUAUUUGUAAUUAUCACUUGGCACUAGAUCAUUAAGGUUUUAUUGUCACACGAUAAAGUUGCGUAUGUUAAGUACACUUGUACCUAUUUAAUUUCAAGUUCAAUUAAAAGAUAUUAAAUAUUGUAAACGCAUUAAAAAUAAAACGAUACAAU
Molecule: messenger RNA, 4985 nt
Organism: Trichoplusia ni (cabbage looper)
Lineage: Eukaryota; Metazoa; Arthropoda; Insecta; Lepidoptera; Noctuidae
Product: MDS1 and EVI1 complex locus protein-like
Exons: 8
Coding region: 396-3278 (960 amino acids)
Biological process (GO): regulation of transcription by RNA polymerase II
Cellular component (GO): nucleus
Molecular function (GO): RNA polymerase II transcription regulatory region sequence-specific DNA binding; DNA-binding transcription factor activity, RNA polymerase II-specific
Source: RefSeq, a predicted model, not a curated record